This is a messenger RNA of Impatiens glandulifera, 1118 nucleotides long. RefSeq names its product transcription factor bHLH47-like. Lineage: Eukaryota; Viridiplantae; Streptophyta; Magnoliopsida; Ericales; Balsaminaceae. The record is from RefSeq and is a predicted model, not a curated record. Bases 240 to 953 code for a protein of 237 amino acids. The transcript is spliced from 5 exons. Gene Ontology annotation, molecular function: protein dimerization activity.
GAGGAAUUGCAGAAUGCGUGCGGCGGACACACGCUAGACCGUGUACGUGGAUACAGUUUCCUCGCGCCAGCCAUUUCCACUCACCCACAAACCACACGCCACCGAUCGUCUUCUCUUUCUUCUCUUAUACUCUACUCUCUCUCUCUCUCCUCGCAUCCCCCGACUCCAUUUCUCCACACAAAGUUCCAAUCUUGUCUCUUUCUUUUCAUCCAGGGUGAGUGAAAUUAGAAAGAGCGAUCAUGGUUUCAGAGGCUUCUACUACCAGUUCUUCAGAUCAGGAAGCUGAUAUUGCUGUUGAGAAACCGGUUAAAAGAUGUUCCUCUAGCAAAAGCAAGCCUAAAAAGAUUGCUAAGAAGGUCCACAAAUCUGAAAGGGAAAAACUUAAAAGGGAUCAAUUGAACGUCCUAUUCCUUCAGCUAAGCAAAUGUCUAGAUUCAGUGCACCAGAACCAUGGAAAGGCCUCUACACUGACUGAAACUACAAAGCUGGUGGGAGAUUUAAUUUCCCAAAUUGAGUGUUUGAAAAAGGAGAAUACAUCUCUUUUAUCUGAAUCUCAAUAUUUACUAAUAGAGAAGAAUGAACUGAAAGAGGAGACUGGCGCCCUUAAAGAUGAGAUCGUGGAAGUGCAAAACAAGAUAGGGGAGAAGAUUCAUUCGCAGUCAUCAUCGCAGCUGGUUGAAGAAAACAUUUUUGUUAAAUUGUCACAGCAGAGUCAUUUAGUUGUGAUUCCCACCAGCAGCUUGCAGCAGCAGCAGCAAGUAGAAACUUAUAGAGAAGAAUGUGAUGUUGUUGCGCCAUCAUCAUCAUCAAAUCAUGUGAUCAGAAGGCCACAUGCCCGCUAUCCAUCUCCUUGGGAUUCCUGGCCUUCGCAAAUUCUCGACAAUCAAACUCAUACUGCAGAAGCUAUGAACAUUAGUAAUGAUAUCAGUAAGGAGACAGUCUCAUUGGCAUAAGCUUGUGUCAUGCAGCAUCUUGUUAGAUUUAUUUUGCUUGUAAGUAGUUAAUGGUAGAGAAUGAAAUAAAUAUAGUUGAUUAAUGUAAAAAAAAUGGAAAGAUAUUUGAACUAAGAGCUUAUUUUUCACCUGUUUGAUUUCCAUUAAAAUUGAACUUUUCUAUCA